Melampsora larici-populina 98AG31 is the source of this 837-nucleotide messenger RNA. RefSeq lists its product as uncharacterized. Lineage: Eukaryota; Fungi; Basidiomycota; Pucciniomycetes; Pucciniales; Melampsoraceae. The record is from RefSeq and is a predicted model, not a curated record. The coding region runs from base 1 to 837 and encodes 278 amino acids. The transcript is spliced from 8 exons.
AUGUGCAAUUUCGUCAUGGUGGCGCCUUGGGAUCCUAAUUUUCACUACCGCUUUACCCUGGCUUGUGCCUUCAUUUGGGCGCAAAGCAUUGAACGAUCUGAGGCCACCAAACACAUGGCCCCAAAUACUAGUGAGUACCGAACUGAAAUUGCGAAGACAAGGAUCUUGCAUCCAGGUUUAAAGUUGAAGGAUCGAUUGAAAUUACGAUUUCCCUCGCCAAUGAAGAGAAAGCCUUUGGCUAAUGUUAGCGCGGCCAAAAAGCGCCCAUUUGACCACUCACCGACUCGUCAACGUGGCCAAGGUGGGGUUUUUGGGUCUCAAAAGGGCUCUCCGUCUUCCCACCGCAUUGGGUUGAACAAGUUCAAAUCUGAAGACAAGAUGAUAAACUUGGUCUCGUCAUCGCCUAAUCAAGAGGUGAAACCACUGAGGUUUCAACCACGUGAAAGAAAGCAAGGUUCACCAAGGAAAGCUCAUGGCCCCAAGAAGGCCAAGUUGGAGCCUGUCUUUAUUAACGUGCGAGGUCCGAAACUGUUUAAUUACUCGGAUGCUGUAAUGUCUAGCGCCAAUACCGACGAGCUCGAGCUCUUGCAAGAGCACGAGCAUCUUCUGGAUCAGUUUGUCAAGGAAUGCGGGGUGACGAAAGACUUCAACCGCAUUCGGAACGUCUUGAUCAACUCGGGCAUCAAAUCCUGGAUUGACCUGGUGCCAAGUGUGAAGAUGACCGAAGCGGUCUUGAUUGAGCAUGGUGUCCCCCGUGAGGUUUCAACCCGCAUGUUGCAAAAGGCGGAGGAACGCAAUGUUACUGAAAACCAAAAAAACGUGGAAUUGGCUAAGUAA